AUGCACCGGAUGUCUCCUGCUGCUGUUGCUGCUGUUGCUGCUUCUUCUGCUGCUGCUGUUGCUGCUGCUGUUGCUGCUGCUGUUGUCUUUGGAAUAUCGAACGACAGCCUCAUCAGCUCCAUCGAUGCACAGAGCCCUGGCGUUUCUGCUGAGGAGACACCGCAUGCUGCUGCUGAUGUCUCUCCACUGCAGCAGCAGCAGCAGCAGCAGCAGCAGCGGCAAGAGCAGCAGCAGCAACAGAGGAAACGGAGACAGCACCUGGGGGCUGUCCCCACAGCGAAAAAGGAGACACCCUGCAGCACAGGAGACACUUCUUCGGGUGACAGCAGCAGCAAAGAGGUCUCAGCAGCAGCAGCAGCAGCAGCUGCUGCUGCUGCUGCAGCUGCAGCAGCAACAGCAGAUGCAGCAGCUGACGAUGCACCUGAAACAGCAGCAACAGCAGCAGCAGCAGCAGUAAGAGAAACGAAAGCAGAAACACGAGAUGCUGCUGCUGCAGCAGCUGCAGCAACGCAGCAGACGAGGUUUUCCCCGAAGCAGCAACAGCAGCAGCAACAGCAGCAGCAGCAGCAGCAGCAGGAACAGCAGCAGCAGCAGCAGCAGCAGCAACCCCGUGUCUGUCACAAAGCUGCAGCAGAAGAGACACAAAUACUGCAGCAGCAAGAGAAGUGUCUCCAGCUGACAGCGAAUUCACUUUUGCUUCUGCUUCUCCUCCUCCGCCUGCAGCAGCAGCAGAAGCAGGAGCACCAGUUGCUGCUGCAGCUGCUGCAACCUCUUGGAGAUCCCGAUGCCAUACAGGCAGCAGCAGCAGCAGCAGCAGCAGCAGCAGCAACAGCAGCAACAGCAGCAGCAACAGCAGCAGCAGAGGCCUUAAAAACGCCCAGCGGCUGA
Eimeria mitis is the source of this 888-nucleotide messenger RNA. RefSeq lists its product as uncharacterized. The transcript has 3 exons. NCBI's taxonomy places the organism in Eukaryota, Apicomplexa, Conoidasida, Eucoccidiorida, Eimeriidae. The record is from RefSeq and is a predicted model, not a curated record. The coding region runs from base 1 to 888 and encodes 295 amino acids.